AUGCAAAGUAUGUUACACUCGUUAGCUUAGCGGUGUGACUUGACGGCUUCAGCUCGAGUAUGCGAGCUGGAUCGCCUCCGUGUUUCUCAUAUCUCUGCAGAUUCUGGAAAAUGUGGUUUGGAUCCUAUCCAUUCAAUUCAUUUCAAAGUCUUCCACUUGAAAGGUCCAGUGAAACGACAAGAACACAUCUUGCUGAAAGUGAAAGAAGAGGCGAAAAAACGUUCCCCCGGUGAGUUAAAGGCCCCUGGAGCUCAGAACUUAACGGCAAUCUGUGUAGUCCGAGAAGUCCGGGAGUUGUGA
Molecule: messenger RNA, 300 nt
Organism: Hymenoscyphus albidus
Lineage: Eukaryota; Fungi; Ascomycota; Leotiomycetes; Helotiales; Helotiaceae
Source: the annotation of a GenBank genome assembly